GCUUGCAUAACCACCUAUCUCUUUUUCAUCUGGUUUCCAGUGUAAGCAAGGACUAACAGAAACAAAUUCAAAAUGAUGGCCUAUCCUCCACCAGGGGGUUACAAUCCCUAUGCUUACCAGAAUCCUUACCAACAGAACCCAUAUAGUGGAGGUUAUACAUAUUCAAACUCUGCCUACAAUGUUAAUUAUGGUCAGCAACAACAAGCAUACAACCAAUAUUAUUCUCAACCACAGAUGCAGCAAGCACCACCAUCACAGCAAACAAAUAUUGUGUACAACAUGAUGUUUAACAGUGAUGCAGCUUUUCAGCUAGCUGGUGCUGAAUGUUUAGGAAUGGAUUUAGAUGAUGUUGAGGUCUCUGAUGUAGAGGAUGAAGAAGAUGAAGGAGAUGAGGAGGAAGAGGUUAAGGAAACUAGGAAGAAGUUCAAGAAGAAGUGCAAAAAAAGACAGAAAAUUGCACAGAAAGUAGCAGAAAAAUGUGCAGAAGAAGAUGAUUUUCUAGAAAAAGUUCGCUCAGCAUACAUAGCCCGCUUGGCUAGUCAUUUAGCUAAGGAUGGUACUAUUGACCCUACAGAAGGAACUGUUAAGCCGUAUAAGACAUACACUGCAGAAGACCCAGUUGUACCAUUCAUUAAAGAAAAAGAACCAGAUACAGAUUUAACAGGCCAGGAUUGGGAUGCUGAAAGAGAUUGCAUGUAUUUUGAUGAAGCUAUGCAAGGAUUAGGAACAAAUGAGGAAGCUAUUAUACAUAUCUGUGCAACAAGAUGUAACAGUCAACGUCAAGAGUUAAAGAAAAUGUUUAAAACAGCAUUUGGAAAGGAUUUAAUUGAAACUUUGAAUGGGGAAGUAAGUGGUGAUUUCAGUGAAGUUUUAAUUGCCCUGUUUGAACCACCAGCUUUGUAUGAUGCCCUGAACAUUAAGAAGGCAAUACAGGGACUAGGUACUGAUGAAUCUGUAUUGAUUGAGAUUUUAAUGACCAGGACAAAUGCACAAAUUGAGGAAAUGAAAUCUGUUUAUGGAAAUAUUAACCCUGAUGACUGUGCCACAGAUAAAGAUUUAGAUUGCAACAUAGAGGAUGAUACCAGUGGAGACCUAAAAAGAAUUCUCAUUUCUGCUGCACAGGGGAACAGAGCUGAAGUUAAAGAAGAGAAGUUAAAUGAUGCUGUGGUACCAGUCAUGUUUCAUGAUGAGGAAACAGAUGAAGAUUUACCUACUGGUGCCUUUACGAUUGAUAUGGAAAAACUGAUUAAUCCUGAAAGAGCUCAGGCUGAUGCUGAAGUCCUGUUUAAUGCUGGUGUUGAUAGUUUUGGUACAGAUGAGGAUGAUUUUAUCAGAAUAUUUGCUCUUAGGGAUACCUAUCAGCUGAGGGAAACUUACAAUAGAUAUGUUAAGCUGACGCAAUGUGACAUUGAAAAUUCCGUGGAGGGGGAAUUUUCUAGCCACACACAGAUGGCGCUGAUAACUUUAAUUAAGAGCAUAAAAUGCAGGCCAAAAUACUUUGCUGAGAGACUAACAUGGACCAUGGAAGGGUUAGGUACCAAGGACAAAGAUCUUAUCAGGAUUAUUGUGGGCAGAUCUGAGAUUGAUAUGGUGCAGAUAAAAGAAAUUUUCUUAGAAAAGAACGGGCAAACUUUAUGGAACUGGAUUAAGGAUGACUGUUCAGGCGAUUAUAAGGCCUUGUUGCAAAGAAUUGUGGGAAAAGAUUAAUAGAAAGAACCAAUAGCAUACUAGUUUGCAAUGGGACAUUAUUUUUGUUUGUAUUAUCGAUAUUUAAUGAUUUGUAACACAUGUAUUUUACAAAGUGCAACUCCAUGUAAUUUAAGGGGGUAGACAGGGUACCUAUUUGGAGACUUGGAGAAUAAAGAUGACAGAAAUAGGAGGGGAAGAAAAAUAAAAGUAAUGGUAUCAAAAAUGAAAGGUUGGGAAAAUUGUAUUCCCUGUCCAUCCUCUGUAAAAUACUGUUUCCAUGUUGACGCAUCACUUUUUUUUUUGCUGAAAGUGUUAAGAAAUUUGGGGUUUAUUUUGAUAUUUACUCCACUUUGCUAAUAAUUCAUAGAAAUAUUGAUGUUUUCUGUGAAAUGUCCUAACUCUUUUAUUUAUGGAUUUCGCUGAAAAAAACAACAAAUCAAAAAUCACUGUAAUAUUCAAGAGUUUCAUUGGGUAAUAUUUCCUCAAGCCAACAAUGGCUAGUGUCAUCAGUUAAAGAAUCUUACAAAUACUUUUUAGCAAGUCAGAAAAAAACCAAUGUCCAGAAAUAAAGUGAAUUGCACAGUAAAUGAGUUAUGAUAAUCAUGUGUAGUGUAGUAUUAUCAGAAGAUAUUUUUAGAUGUGUUUUUUUUUGUCUGUGAUAUUGUAUGUUUUUACAGUGCCAUAUUUUUCAGAAUUUUAUUUCUAUGUUUUACUAUAGGGUCAUUUUGUUCAAAAAGAUAUAAAGUAUUCAUGAAAGGCACUUUUUAUUCUUAAGUCAUGAAAGUUGUAACUUACUUUUAUUACCAUUUUUGAGUAUAGUUUAGAUUUAGGAAAAAAAAAUUACCGGUAUGUAGUUUUAAUGAAAGAAAAUAUAUAAUAAAUUUCUGGUUAAUGAUCAAAAUACUAUUGACAGCUGAUUCUUAGGUUGAUGAAUUAAAAACAUAACUGAGAUUUGAGAAUCAUGAAAAGAUAUUAUAAUAUAUAAAUCAUGAAAAUGGUAAAAACAUACAGAACUUAAAAAUACAAUCCCAGAUGGGAGAUAACUCAGUUAUUACCAAAUGUUCAAGAUUAGAGAAGCAAAUAACAAUGAGCAUGAUGAGUGCAUUUAAUAAAGAAAAUUCAUUAGAUGUAUCCAAAUUGAUUCUCAAAAUAUAAAAGCACUCAGGCCUUUCCUUGCAUCACCCCAAAAAAUGUGUCACUUUCAAGAACAUUUAUCAUAUUUUUGACUCGUGAGCCUGUAAUACCUUUUUUUUUCUGUGGCCUACUAUGAGUUCCCUUUUUUUUUAAAAAAACCCUGGAUCAACCACUGAUAAUUAUGAAUUUCAAAGUGCCUUUCAUGUGUGCCACUUUUUUUUUAAGAGCUUUGAUUCGUUAUCUAAACAAUCUUCAUGAAUGGCAACAUUUUCAGCUAUGAUUUUGAUGAUAUUUGGAAACUUAUUAUUUUUAUAUAAAUGUUUAUAUAUUAGUCUGUGCCAUAUUUUACAUACUGUUUUUAUUAUUUACUUCGGUUGUCAUAGAUAUUGUAUUCACAGUGCCAUUAGGUGUUUUUAUGAUUGCAAUAAACUUGUGUUUGCAACUGUACAUUUGUACAUGUAUUUAACCUUGUAAAAGAAAGGUUUUCUUACCAACAUUUAAUUAAUUUGCAAUGGACUUAUCAGAAAAAGGCAUAUGGUUGCAGUUAUACUGAUCUAGAGAUCUGGCAAGAAAAAAGUGAUUGGUUCUCUAUGAAGAAAUAUUUUUUGUUGUUUGCAAUAUCUGCCCAUGUUUCCAGGCUUUUUUCAAGAGUACUUUGUAAUUUUAUCUCUUUGAUAAAUUUUGAACGUAAAAAAUGUAUGGAGGAAGGUAAAUGUAAGAUAAACAACUACUUCUUGGUGUUAUUUUUUUGUCUCAAUUAUAUAUAGUACAUCUUCAAUCCCAGAAUUUGAAUUUUGAAUAUAUUGAAGUGGGAGGGGGUGCAAUAAAACAUGAAUUCAUGAAUGUGCAGAGCACAUGAGUUAAAUUUCAUGUUUUGUCAAAAGUUGAAAUUUUUGCAAUAUGUGCACUCUGAUUAGUUAUUUUAUUUAUUAGAUAUAAGAAGAUGUGGUAUGAGUGCCAAUGAGACGACUCUCCAUCCAAGUCAAAAUUUAUAAAAGUAAAUUUUAUUUAUUGCAUGCAUUUGGCUAAUGAUGUUAAUAAAGUAGAAAAUGCAAGGAACUAUUAAUUUUUUUGUAUGUGUUCUCUCUUCAUUUUGAUGCAACAUUGUUGAAAUCUAUUGUUGAAUGAUGUAAGAGGGGUGAAAUACAAGAUUUUUUUUUUUUCACAUAUGAAAUAUUGGAUUUUUGUUUGACGGGAAAAUCAAAUUUCAUUGCAACAAAAGUGGUUAGUUUAAAGUUCACACUCUGAGUUAUCCAUUUGAAUUUAUACUCAUUUUAAUGAGAAACUGUGUAAUUGUUAUGGUUCUUGAGUAAAGUAAUUUUGAAUGAUAUAUUUUGAAAGCACCAAAAGGACAGUGCAAAGUAUUGUGAUAGCAUUUUUCCCUAAUCCAUUUUCAUAAUGUUAUUUUGAAUUAAUUUCAUGAUUAUGAUCUUCUCAACAAAUUUUAAUCAAUUUACCUUGAAUCUCAUUUAACCAGUAAAUACCUUUUUAAAUGUCUUGAUAUUUUAUUCUUUUAAAUCAAUAGCUUGAAUCUCAGAUUUGUUGAUAAUGUAUAUUUAAAGCACUUUGAUUUUCUAAAGAUGUUAAAGGCUAAACAAUGGCAGUUAUCAGACUUUAUACUUUUAUUCAGCAAUGUUUUGUACAAUGAAACCUUGCAUUCUGGGACUUCUUUUUCUACUUGUUUUGGUUCACAUUAUGAGUAUAGUGAUUGAAUUUUUCAAGAACCAUGCAUCCUGGUGUAUUUGUAUUCCAACUUCUCUUGGUGAUUUAUUCAUUUUCACUGGAUUCUUGUAGGGAUCAAAAUGUUGAGGAAAUAAAAGUGCGUGUAAAUGCAUGUACAAUCCAAUUCAUGAAAAUAUUCACAUGCCAAAAUUUAGAUCAAAUUAUGAAAUGUACAAUAUGCAUAGCAAUAUUCAUCUUUAAAGAAUUUUAUGGUAUUUCUAUAGAACACAAUAUAGAUAAACAUGUUAAAUGUAAUUUGUUUUUUGUUUCUUCAUCAAGCCUCUAAAUGAUUAAAGUACAGCUAUCACUGA
This is a messenger RNA of Mytilus californianus (California mussel), 4856 nucleotides long. Its product is annotated as annexin-B12-like. The transcript is spliced from 15 exons. The coding region runs from base 73 to 1707 and encodes 544 amino acids. Gene Ontology annotation, molecular function: calcium ion binding; calcium-dependent phospholipid binding. Gene Ontology annotation, cellular component: cytoplasm. NCBI's taxonomy places the organism in Eukaryota, Metazoa, Mollusca, Bivalvia, Mytilida, Mytilidae. The record is from RefSeq and is a predicted model, not a curated record.